AUGAGCGAUGAGCAAUCAGAUCCAUUUCAACAAUUCUAUGAUGCUCUCCCAGAUCUGGAGCGUAUGCUGGCUGGGAUAAGAGAACGACCUUGGAAACAUAUGAACCUACCUUUACUCGUUCUACUUCUCAUUCCAAUCUUUUCGGUCACCUUAUGCCAGGAAAGACGAGAAUUUCUGAGCUUACCUGAAGAGGAGGAAGAAGAAGACGACGAGGAUGGUCUUGUGGAGUUGCAUGAAAAAUUCUCGAAUAAGGAGACAGUCUUGGAUAAAGGCGAGUACUGCGCCGUGUACAGGCUAAAUUACGAUUAUUUUUGUCAUGGAAUAUGGACAGGCGAGAAGCUAUCAACUCAUAGCCAUCAUUUAUCAAGGAUCAAGAAAUUCUGUCCGACCUACAAGCAUCACUGUAUUGAUCCUGUGAGUCGAAAGCGUAAAAGCAAACGUAGGAAACACUCAAAAAAAGCUCGACUUGAAAGAAAGAUUCGACGCAUGAGUUAUGGUGAAAUACUUGAUGAGCUGGAAAGAAUCGUACCAUGUACGCCCGAGUGUACCUACCCUCACUGUACACAUGAAUGCAAGUGUAAUUACGACUAUCCAAUUAUGCAACGUAUCUGUAAUCCACCUGCUUUUUCUGAAUUCCAGGGCGCUUGCAGUAUUUGUCUGUGUUCCUAG
Messenger RNA from Haemonchus placei, 669 nucleotides. The record is from the annotation of a GenBank genome assembly. NCBI's taxonomy places the organism in Eukaryota, Metazoa, Nematoda, Chromadorea, Rhabditida, Trichostrongylidae.